AUGUACGAUGGAGGUCCGGACAUCAUGUGUUACAGGAGCUAUGGGCCCGUUUUGGAAAAACUCAACCUCACCGAAGCUGAUCUGGACACGUCGUUACCGUAUAUACACAAUGAACAGAGUAAACCUCACAGUUCUUUGCAACCGUUUUUUAAAUUGUAAUCUUUAGGUUCCAUGGGAAUUCAUACGAUUUUCGAAUUCUCCAUGGGGCUCUUCGCAUUCGCCUUGAACGCCAUUCUUUUUGCCAUUGUCCAAAAACAUCAUCGCGAGUAUUCAUCUUUAGUCACAAUUCUACAAAUCAGCAUGGCAGUUGACGUUUACAUGGCUGCAAUGACUGCGGUUUGCCAGCCCGUAGUCCAUGUUACAUAUGGAUUCUUUUUUUGCUAUUGUCAGAAUCCCCUGCUGCCGCAGAUCCCAUGGCUACACAAUGUGUUGAUGACGAUGGAGGGGAUGGCAAUUAUGGGGACGGUGAUUUGGGUUCCGAUCCAAUUUGCCUUUCGGUAUCAGUUUAUAUCAAAGUAAGUAAGAAGAUUCAAGGGCAGUGCUUCAAAUAUGAUCUCCGCUUCCUCUGAAAAACGGAAUCUACAUCAUUCUGUAAUUGAUAUGAGGCCACAAAACCUAGGAAAGAUCUGAGCGCUCAUUCUCUUAGAACACUUGCUAGCCUUUGAUGUACCGCGAGGUACCUGAUCCAUUGGCAAAAAAACGUAUUAUUUUGCACCCGGGAAGUAUUAAAAAUGUGGCAAAAUACCUCCCAUUACAAUAAAAAAAACCCUGUUUUGAAAUGCGCGCCCUUUCCCUUACUUAGAUAUAAUAAAUUGGAGAAAGUUACGGCCACAACUAAGGUACAGUGACAGACCUGAUCCAUUGGCAAAGAACGUAUAAUUUUGCAUCCGGGAAGAUCCAAAAUGUGGCAAAAUACCUCCCAUUACAAUAAAAAAACCCAGUUUUGAAAUGCGCGCCCUUUCCCCCACAAAAAGAGCGGGCGCGCUUUUGAAAUCUGACUUGUGAGUUUUUUCUCUUGAAGAGGGAGGUAUUUUGCUGAAUUUUUGAUACAUCCCGGAUCCAAAAUGGUACGUUUUUCCCCAACGGAUCAGGUCCGCCAUUGUAUCUCUCUUGUGAUGUAUUCUUCAAUCAAAAAAAUAUCGUAUUUAAUUCAACAACACACUAUUUUAGAGGGCGUCCACCAACCACUGGCCAAAAAGCCUACUAUUACAGUCUCACCAUCAUUGUCUUCCUCAUAAAUUCCAUUGGUCAGAAUCGAAUGCACAAAGUGAACCCCCAGAUCCAAUCGGUUGCCAAGCUCUUGUUUUACAAUGAUGACUGGGCAACCCCGGUAAAUCAGGUGUUUAUGGGAGGUGGGAUUGGAGAACUUCGUGUCUGGAUUUGGGGAGGGAUCAAUGCUGUGUUUACAAUCAUCGCCUACGGGCUGGUAAUUUGGUAUGAAAUGAAAAUACUCAAAGCGUUGGAUAACAUGCAGAAGAGUCGAAAAUCCCAACGUCAAGCGGAGAUUAAUAAAGCGUUAACUGCGCUGGUAAGUUCAUCGAUAACUAGCGUCUAUAACGGACCCUUACAGGUAACAUUUUUUCGUCGUAUUUCUAGGCCUUUGUUCCACUAGUCACCGCGAUUAUUCCCGUUAUGUUCUACAUGCUGGCUAUGUUUAUGUGCGCUGAUCCUGGGAACAUCAUGAUCAAAGCUACCUUCACCUUGUCUCUCGCUUCAAUUUUCAACCCAAUAACGACCAUUGCUAUGAUCAAGCCGUACCGGAGGACAUUCUUGCGGGUCGUUGGUGUGAAGAAUGCCGUUAGGGCAACCUCAACGGGCAUUUCGCUUUCGAACGCUAAGGUUGUUAUGUCUGAAUCCGCACUUGAGAACAAGCAAAUAGCGGAAAAUGAAGUGAAAAAGAAUUUUACUGAAUGA
Bursaphelenchus xylophilus (pine wood nematode) is the source of this 1914-nucleotide messenger RNA. The record is from the annotation of a GenBank genome assembly. Lineage: Eukaryota; Metazoa; Nematoda; Chromadorea; Rhabditida; Aphelenchoididae.